Echinops telfairi (small Madagascar hedgehog) is the source of this 932-nucleotide messenger RNA. It is a transcript of the gene LYPD4, whose product is annotated as LY6/PLAUR domain containing 4. NCBI's taxonomy places the organism in Eukaryota, Metazoa, Chordata, Mammalia, Afrosoricida, Tenrecidae. Gene Ontology annotation, cellular component: plasma membrane; plasma membrane raft. The transcript is spliced from 5 exons. The record is from RefSeq and is a predicted model, not a curated record. The coding region runs from base 192 to 932 and encodes 246 amino acids.
UUUUUGUUGUAAAGGACAGGACGACUCCAUCCUGUGAUUCUGAAAGAGUUUACCCGUUGUGGUUGCGUCCCCAUUGCAACUCAGAAGGUGGUGACUCAGUGAGUGGACAGGGAAUUCAAGGACGGAGGAGAACUGACCUUGGGACCUGAGCUCAGACUGACCUCUAGCACCCAAGAACCAGACCCAAGACCAUGGGACCCCAGCAUUGGAGCCUUGUCAAGCUACUCUACCUCCUGGGGACCAUCUCCACUCUUCCUCUGGCUGGGGCUCUUUUGUGCUACGAAGCAACAGCCUCGAACUUCAGGGCAGUUACUCUCCAUAACUGGAAGUGGCUUCUGCUGAGGAGCAAGGUGUGCCAGAUGCGAGAGGGCUGCGAGGAGACGCUACUGUUCAUCGAGACAGGGACCCAAAGAGGAGUCGUGGGUUUUAAAGGCUGUACCACCGCCUUAUCUUAUCCCCGAGAAACAUCUUACCUUGUUUCACCGCCUGGCAUCUCCAUUGCCUCCACCAGCCGUGUCUGCCGGAGUUACCUCUGCAAUAACCUGACCAACUUGCAGCCCAUCGUGCAACUCAAGGCCAACACUUUUGCAUCUGUAGAAGCCUCUUCUCAAAGUUGCCCAACCUGUGUGGGCCCACACACUGAGGAGUGCCUCCCAAAUUUUGUCAGCAUUGAAUUUUGCCCUGAGGAAGCCUCUAGUUGCUACAGUUCCACCUUAAAAUUUAAGGCAGGGUCUCUCAAUUCCACCUUCCUCCUCAUGGGCUGUGCGCAUGAUUAUCAAAAUCUUUUAUCAGACUAUCGGUCUAUUGGGAGCAUCCGAGUGACCGAGGUCCGGAAUAUCUUAGAGAGGGCACGGCUUUCAGGCACAGAGGCCUCCUGUCGGGGACCUGCCUGUGGCAUUCUCUUAGGCCUCUUGCUCGCCUUCAGGGACUGA